UGAAGUGCAGCGAAAAUUAACAGUUUCAGUCUUUUCUACUUCGCAGUCUCAAAAUUAUCAUCUUUAGGGGAGCUACAAUCUCAGAAUCAGUUUGCUCUGAGGACGGGUUUCCCAUUCGCGUUGUUUUUAACUGUUUGGUUUGAUUUAACAUCUCUAGUACUAUAGUGGAACUGUUUGGUAAUAUUGGUUUGCUUAGGAGCGAGCGAGCGUAGCGUACUUCUUUCUCAACGGAGAAGAUGGAUCUGUUGAGCAGUUUACCAGAAGAUGUUCGUGGUCAUAUAUUGUCCUUCCUCACCACAAAGGAGGCUGCUUUGACAUCGCUCCUCUCAAAGAAGUGGCGCAAUGUGUUUGCACUUGUCCCUAAUCUUGACUUGGAUGACUCUGAGUUUCUUCAUCCGGAAGAGGCUAAGUGGGAAAGUGAUAGUAUGCUUCAGAGCUUCAUGGGUUUUGUCGAUAUAGUAUUGGCUUUGCAAGGUACGUCUCCCAUUCGUAAGUUCUCCCUCAAGUGUCAAACUGGUGGGGUUUCUCAAGCUUGUGUCAAUCGUUGGUUAUGCCAAGUGCUGCAGCGUGGUGUAUCGGACCUUGAUCUCACCAUCGAGUUCGAAGAUGAUUUUUGUCUGCCUCAAGAGAUGUUCCUCUGUGAGACAUUAGUCAAUCUGAGAUUAAAAACCGAAUUUGGUGGUAUCCGUUGGUGUACUGGUGCUGAUGGCACUUUCUUACCAAUGCUUAAAAGUCUUGAUAUAGACUCUUGGAGGUUUUUAUGCGAUGAGAAGAUUGAGACGCUGCUUGCUUCUUUCCCUGUGCUCGAGGAAUUACGAUUGGUAGGUACGGAGUGGAAAGAUUCUGAUGAAACCGUGUCAAGUGCGACCCUCACUAAGCUACUUCUUAGCGCCACCGGCUCUGAAGCCUCUCGAAAACCAAAAAGCGUUUCUUUUGAUACCCCAAAUCUGCUUUCCUUAGCCUACUCUGAUUCUGUUGCUGAGGACUAUCCAUUGGUUAAUAUGAAAAGUCUAUUCAAGGCUCGUAUCAUCCUUGCGGUAGAUGAAGACCAAAUCGAGCAAAUACGAGCCCCAAAUAACUAUUUGUCAGAUGAUGAUGUUGUUCUCCGGUUUGGCAAUGUGGUAAAGCUCAUGAAGGGCAUACAAAAUGUCCAGCAACUUCACUUGCAUUCUGAUACCCUCGAGGUGCUUUCUCUCUGCUGUGAAUGGAUGCCUGUGUUCAACAACGUCAAAACGUUGGGCAUUAAGAGUGACGACGACCGAGGAUGGCAAGCAGUGCCUGCUCUUCUAAGGAAUUGUCCACAUCUGGAAAUCCUAACCUUUGAGGGUCUGGUGCACGAUGUGACAGAUAAAUGUGGGGAUGCUUGUGACUGCAUAUUCCGAAAGGAAAAAGGCCGGUCGCUCAAAUCUUGUCCAGUAAAAGUGGUAGAGAUCAAAGAGUUUAGAGUAACAAUGAAAGAGAUGCACCUGAUAGAGCAUUUCUUGGACAAUUUUCCAUGUUUGAAGGAGAUGAAGAUCUGUAGAGAAGAGUAUGGUCCUUCGCAGCUUAUGCACGACCCUGAAGUGUUUGAUCUCAUCUUGGACAUGAUAGACGAGUACGAGGAUUUAUAUAGUUGCAAUGUCCAACUCUACGAGCCAUGUGACAAGUGCGAAGUGGACUGAACAAUGAAGUCUUUGAACAAAGCCCCUCGGAAUUUGACUGAUCAGAUCCUUGCUUUGUUUUCAUUAUUAGCUAUGUGUAAUCUUUUAAUUAGCAUAUCCUGCUGGUGGCACAUUAUCCUCGGCUAGGCCAGACUGAUUGCCUGUUUUGCUUAAGUCCUCGUAAAACUUUCUGAUUGUUUUAGGUUAAUGAUUUUCAACCUGUGA
Capsella rubella is the source of this 1865-nucleotide messenger RNA. RefSeq names its product F-box/LRR-repeat protein At3g03030. Bases 237 to 1661 code for a protein of 474 amino acids. NCBI's taxonomy places the organism in Eukaryota, Viridiplantae, Streptophyta, Magnoliopsida, Brassicales, Brassicaceae. The record is from RefSeq and is a predicted model, not a curated record. Gene Ontology annotation, molecular function: protein binding. The transcript has 3 exons.